Molecule: messenger RNA, 923 nt
Organism: Trichechus manatus latirostris (Florida manatee)
Lineage: Eukaryota; Metazoa; Chordata; Mammalia; Sirenia; Trichechidae
Gene: DNAJC5B
Product: DnaJ heat shock protein family (Hsp40) member C5 beta
Exons: 5
Coding region: 132-737 (201 amino acids)
Source: RefSeq, a predicted model, not a curated record
CAGAGGGAUAACCAACUGGCUGCUAGAGUAACAAAUGAAAAGUAACCUGACUCCAUUGACCCGCUAAGCUCCGCAUGGGAAGGAUGGAAAGGAACAGCCGUUUGCCUUGAACAGUGGAACAGCCUGAGAAAAUGGCUUGUGACACAUCUAGCUCAAGACAGCGGACUCUGUCCACUUCUGGAGAAGCACUAUAUGAAAUCCUUGGUCUACAAAAGGGAGCAUCCAAUGAAGAAAUUAAGAAGACCUACAGAAAAUUGGCCCUGAAACACCAUCCAGACAAGAAUCCAGAUGACCCAACGGCUGCUGAAAAAUUUAAAGAAAUCAACAAUGCCCACACAAUACUUACUGACAUGUCAAAGAGAAACAUAUAUGACAAGUAUGGAUCGCUGGGACUCUAUGUGGCCGAGCAGUUUGGAGAUGAAAAUGUUAAUACCUACUUCAUGCUGUCAAGCUGGUGGGCAAAGACCCUGUUUGUCAUCAUCGGCCUCCUGACAGGCUGCUAUUUUUGCUGUUGCCUGUGCUGCUGUUGUAACUGCUGCUGUGGUCGGUGCCAACCCAAGACAUCGAUGCCGGAAGACGACUUCUAUGUGUCCCCAGAGGACCUCGAGGAGCAGAUCAGGACUGACAUGGAAAAAGAUGUGGACUUUCCAGUUGUUCUCCAGCCUACAAAUGCAAAUGAGAAAACACAGCUAAUCAGAGAAGGAACUCGAAGUUAUUGCACAGACUCUUUAUACUGAGCCAACUGACGGUCCAGAGUAUCUCUUGGUUCAGCCGUGUCUCCAGGUGGUGAUGGGGGAGGUUGAGGGGCAUGAAAUGCUGUGAACUUCUCCACAUUUGUACUUUACACAUAGGUUAGGGAAAGAUGAUUGCCACAUAAUUUUCCCAGUAUGCAGACUCUCUGUUUGAGUAGAAUUCUUAAGAAA